Messenger RNA from Daphnia magna, 993 nucleotides. RefSeq names its product zinc finger MYM-type protein 1-like. The record is from RefSeq and is a predicted model, not a curated record. The transcript has a single exon. NCBI's taxonomy places the organism in Eukaryota, Metazoa, Arthropoda, Branchiopoda, Diplostraca, Daphniidae. The coding region runs from base 1 to 993 and encodes 330 amino acids.
AUGAAUGAGCACGAAGGCUCAUCAGAUCAUCGUAAUGCUAUCACAACAUUUUUUCUUCGGUGUGAGAAAGUUGAGGGCCAAGCACGAAUUGACAGUCAGUUUGUUGCAACCUACUUAAGCGAAAAAUCAUAUUGGAAAUCAAUUUUGAAGCGAUUGCUGUCAGUAAUUUUCUUCUUGUCAUCGAGAGGUCUUGCCUUCCGUGGUUCAAACCAAAUCAUUGGCUCCCCCAAAAACGGUAAUUACCUUGGUUUGCUAGAAAUCAUUGCUGAAUACGACACACUUUUAGCCAAUUACCUUAAAGACUACGGCAAUAAAGGAAAGAGAAAUGUAUCCUAUUUAUCGGCUAAUAUAUGCGAAGAAUUUAUUCAAUUAAUUUUAGAACAAGUGCUGCAGUUUAUUGUGAAGGAAUUAAAGCAAGCAAAGUACUACUCAAUUAUAAUUGAUUCAACACCUGACGUGUCUCGUGUAGAUCAAUUAACACUUAGUUUUCGUUACGUAUUGGAAAAUGGAAAUCCAGUUGAACGUUUUGUUGGUUUUAUACCAAUGUCUGGCCAUUCAGGGGCUGCAAUGAAAGAUUUAGUCAUGGAAACACUUGAAAAGCUCCAGAUUUCUAUUGAAGACUGCCGUGGGCAAUCAUAUGAUAUCGCAUCAAAUAUGUCUGGAAUAUAUAAUGGAUUGCAAGCACUUAUCAAAGAAAGAAACGGCUUAGCAGAGUACGUCCCCUGUGGUUGUCAUUCUUUAAAUCUUGUUGGAGUGUGUGCAGCUGAAUGCAACGGAGCUUGCGUUGAUUUUUUUGGCCUAGUUCAAGAAAUUAACAACUUUUUGUCUGCCUCGACUCACAGCUGGGGGGUUUUAUUAUCACACCUUGAUGGUAAGAAAAUUAAGGUACCAAAGUGCCUUUCGGCAAAGAGAUGGUGUGCUCGGGCAAAUGCUGUUACUGCCCUACGUGAAGAAUAUCCGUUGUUUAAGAAAGUGCUUGAUGAAAUCGCUUGA